AUGUUUAAGGAGGAAAAAACCGAAACAAACUCGCACACUCCAAUAUUACUCAAUAUUCACGCAUCGCUCGCUUUGAGUGUAACUGUUGCGCUGAUGAGUGUCCAACCGAUACCAAUAGCUACCGUGACAAUGGAUAACAUCCUUGUUAUUGAUGAAGCAAUUCAGCAACAAUUCGAAGAAAUCGCCGUUCGUCGUCUUAUUCGAAAGCUCGAUUGGCGAAUCAUUCCAUUUAUGGUUCUCAUCGAAGUGAUAUCAUACAUGAACCGAAUCAGUACUGGUCAUGUAAAACUGAUGGGCAUCGAAAGCGAUCUGAAUUUGUCACAAUCUGAGAGUAAUUGGCAUAUUUCACUCUUUUUUCUGGCUUAUUUGAUCUUUGCAAUUCCUAGCAAUAUUCUCAUGCGCUAUCUUGGCGCGACUCGGCAUCUGUCAUUGAGUAUGCUUGCAUGGGGUAGUAUCACUGUUGGUUUGGCUUUCGUAAGAAAUGCUCAACAACUACUGUCUGUUAAAUUUCUUCUCGGCAUGACUCAAGCAGGCUUUUUUCCCAGUAUUGUCAUAUAUUUCUCAUUAUGGUAUUGUAAAAGAGACCAAACUAUGAGAAUAGCUAUUCUUUUUGGAGCUGCCAUCAUUUCCAGUGCUUUGAGUGGUAUUCUGGCGUAUGGUUUCACACACCUGGACGGUACUCGUGGUCUCAAUAGUUGGCAGUGGACGUUUUUGCUUGAAGGUUUGCCAAUGAUUCCUCUCGGUAUCAUAACCUGUCUUUUUCUCAGCAAUAUACCCGAUACUGUACAAUGGUUGAAUAAUAGUGAAAAAUAG
This is a messenger RNA of Rotaria sordida, 813 nucleotides long. The record is from the annotation of a GenBank genome assembly. NCBI's taxonomy places the organism in Eukaryota, Metazoa, Rotifera, Eurotatoria, Philodinida, Philodinidae.